Salpingoeca rosetta is the source of this 1033-nucleotide messenger RNA. RefSeq lists its product as uncharacterized. NCBI's taxonomy places the organism in Eukaryota, Choanoflagellata, Craspedida, Salpingoecidae. The transcript has a single exon. The record is from RefSeq and is a predicted model, not a curated record. The coding region runs from base 25 to 750 and encodes 241 amino acids.
UGACGCGUUUCACACCACCAGACGAUGGUGACAGGAUGCGCUCUGCUCCUCGUUGUCGUCGCAGUUGUUGUCGCAGCAGCCACGGCCACUGCGACGGCAGGCGCGUUGCGGGUGGGAGAUCGGCCGAGGCACGGCGCGGUGCUGUCUGGGAAGACGGUGUGCUUUGACGUUGCUGGGCUGAGGCCCGCCACCAGCUAUGAGGCGCGCGUGUCGUAUGUUGGUGUGGUGCCGUCCCUGUUUACACUCACCUUCGCCUGUGGCAAGGAUGCCGAGGAGCACGACAGCUUUUCCCCCGAGCCUGCUUCACUUGGGGUUGUUCUCGCCGACCAAGGCGAUGACACGGCUGUUGUGGAUCACACCGGCUCCAGGCGUGUUCAACGGCUCCAACAACAACAGCAACAACGACAACAGCGACAACAGCAACAACAGCAACAACGACGGCAGCUGCUCGACACGAGCAAGAUCAUCUUUAGAACAGAUGUGAAGGGAGCGCCCAUCUCACCGGGCGCCGGUGGCUGCAGCACUCUGUGCGUCACCGGAGAGUACGCCAGUGUGCCCAUGUACCGACAUCAGAGAGAUGGGGAGCCAGUGCUACGGUUCACGCUUGUCGUUGAGGAGAACGUUGUGUUUGGGCUGGUUCCAACGUCUGUGGUGUGGCUGAUACCGACCAUUCUUGUGCUUGUCGCACUUGUACAACUGCUCAUCGUUCCACGUCUCCACACCCACAUCCUCCGCCAAUACCGAUGCUGACACACAUUGUGCGUGCGUGUGUGCGUGUGUGUUGUUUGUGAGAGAGAGAGUGUGUGUGUGUGUGACAGACCGUGCCACUGCUGACACCAGACACCACCAACACCGGCACAAACACGUUGCAAGCUCGUUUGGAUGCGUCACCUUGCCAUAUUGGGAUCAUGUACUUUUAUACAGAUCAGAAGGAGGAGGACGCAAGGCGCAAACAGCGAUUGUGCGCACCUUGCUGCCAUAUGUACACACAAGCAAGUAAACGACAGUCAAAGAGGGAAAACAGAGUUAAAAA